UGUCAGACAAGUGUCAACUGUAACGAGUGACGUACUUAAUUUUUAAUUGACACAAGUUUAUAAAAUGAAAAUACGCUGCUAUCGUCUUAUAAACUUCAUAGUAGUAUGAAGACGACGUGAAUAUUGAUACUAUAUCGAAUAUAGUUACGUAGUUGUAAUUCGAAGCGAGUCAUAUAAAGCUCUAUUCAAUAAAAGAGUGAUACAUUGGUGUUGAGUUAACUGGCAAACAAUAAAGCCAUAAAGUGUUUCAGGUUCAAGAAAUAAAUUACUGUUACAUACAAGCAAAGGAGUUUUCUGUCAGGGGUAUGGAAUUAGAUGCUUCAAAUAAAUAGUGGAAGUAAUAACUAUUUAUUCUAACAAUAAUUACAGUAUACACAUCGAAAUUACAAUGACGUAUUAUGAUUACUACGACGGCAGUAAAAUAUUCUUGUUUUUGUCAAGCAGAAUUGGCCUUCCAUUGGAUCUUGUAAAUUUUUUGAUAGCACAAGUAGCUGCACUAUGCCUGGCAAGAUUGUUUCGAAAACCGUUAAGAUUUGCUUCGCCCGAAUUCCGACAUAGCGUGUGCCUUGUUAUAGGUUUAACGAUGGGCUAUUUUUGUUUUGGAAGACAAGCUAUACAUUUAUCGGUGCUGCCUAUGUUAACAUACACCCUACUUAAGAGUGUUCCACAUAGAAUAAUGGGAAACGUUAUUUUAGCAGCUUCUAUGAUUUAUUUAUCAUGUCUUCAUUUGCAUCGUCAAAUAUAUCAUACUGCUGACUACACGUUGGAUAUAACAGGUCCGUUAAUGGUGAUAACUCAAAGGGUGACGUCAUUAGCUUACUCACUGCAGGAUAAUUUAACUGGAAAAGCGAGCAGUUCUAAAUGUACGAGUAAUUCUGUCGAUAGAGAAUUGUCUAAACUGGAGAAGAUUCCGUCACCUUUGGAGUACUUCGCAUUCACUUUAGCAUUCCAAACGUUGAUGUGUGGCCCAGUAGUAUUCUAUUCCGACUAUAUUAAGUUUAUUGAAGGUGCUCGAGUGGACGAGGAUGAGAAGACUACAAGUGCCAAGGAACCGUCUCCGAGGCGAGCCGUGCUUUAUAAAGUCGCCGGCUCUCUGGCCGCAGCUUUAUUAUAUUUGACUUUAGCCAAGAAAUACCCACUGACUGUUUUAGAAGAACUGACAGAUCCAGCAUCAGAGGUCUCCCGGUCAUGGUCAGCGUUGUAUCUGCUGUGGUACGCAUACCUGUCCACCUUAGUCGUACGUUGCAAGUACUACCACGCUUGGCUUCUCUCCGAGGCAAUUUGCAACAACUGCGGCAUGGGAUUCAACGGUUACGACAAAGACGGUACUCCUAAAUGGGACAAAAUGUCCAACAUCGAUAUAUUUGGUUUUGAGUUCGCACAAAACUUUCGCUUAGCCGUGGCCAGUUGGAACAAGAACACGAACGCGUGGCUCCGCGACGUGGCGUACGAGCGCGGCGGCGCGGCGUGGCGCACCUCCCGCGUGUACGCGCUCUCCGCCGUCUGGCACGGCUUCCACCCCGGAUACUACCUCACUUUCUUCGCCGGUGGCAUCUUCACCAUUGCUGCUAGAAAGAUAAGAUUCGCGAUCCGCCCCCUGUUUCUGGACAGCCCACCGAAGAAGCUGUUCUACGACUCGCUGACGUUCAUCACCACACGGGUCGCGAUGACUUACGCCACAGUGCCAUUUGUUCUCCUUCAUCUCGCUCCUAGCCUCGCCUUCUAUGGAAAAUUUUACUACUCUCUUCACUUCAUCGCAUUAGGUGCUAUGCUAAUACCUGAGAAGACCAAGCACUCGACCGUCCGAAAGGUGUCAUCUCAUGUUCUAGAAAUUCAGCACAAGACUUCAGUUUCUAAUACAACAGAAGUGACCGUAACAAACCGAGAUGUGCCGCAGGAAUUCAAUGGUAAACUGAAAAUGUCAUAAGAACAUCAACAUUAAAGGUUUAUUCUAUGGAACACCACAACUUUACUGUUUUAUUAUGUACAAAAAGUUCAUGGAGAAAUUGGUUUAUAACUGUUGGAACUCGAAUCUGUAACAGCUCAUGUUUAUUUUUAAUAAGUAAGCAGCUACUUCCUGUUAGGUUUAUCUCAGAAUUGAGGCGGUUCUCUUCGAUUUUUUAAUUAUAUUAUAAUUUUUUUCCAACAAUGUUUUGUUAACUUAUACGAAUACUUUAAAACAUGUCACAAUGCUUAUUUUGUAUUGAUUUCGUACAGUAUUAGUUAACUGGUACUUUUUGACUAAACUUAGCUGAUAGGAUGCUUUUAUGUUAGAACAGAAGUGUAGGAUUUAUUUUACUAUUUUGUUAAUUAUUUUCAGUAGAGAUUUAUAUAGUUUAAAUAUUACUUAAGCGGCUUUGUCUGUGAAUUGAUAUUACCGCUACAUACCGCCGUUAUGUUUACCCACUAGGUUAAUAUGUAACAAACAUUACCAAUAUACUUUUCAAAACUCGAAAAUUUUAAAGUUAAAUUGUUAGUUUAAAGCAAAAUUACCUUUGAAUUGUUACAAACUGUGGAACUAUAAUAAAAAUAGCAUUAUUUGGAAAACGAGAUCUUACAAUAAUGUUUUUAAAAAACUAUAAAUGUGGACUUUUAUUAUUAAUACUUUAUUUGACGAUUAACUUACGAAUUAGUCGGGCGAUACUAUGUGUAUCGCCCGACUAGUUUCCUAACAUUGUUACGCGGCCGAUUUGUGGCUAGUCUACUGUUACUCCAAAUAAAAAUAAUAUGAAUACUUCGAAUACUUACAGAUAAAUCUUAUAUCAAAUUUUAUUCUUAUUAUAUUGUUAUUUAUGCUGGUUAGUGCUGUUGGU
Trichoplusia ni (cabbage looper) is the source of this 2813-nucleotide messenger RNA. RefSeq names its product lysophospholipid acyltransferase 1 (gene oys). Bases 389 to 1927 code for a protein of 512 amino acids. The record is from RefSeq and is a predicted model, not a curated record. The transcript is spliced from 10 exons. Gene Ontology annotation, cellular component: membrane. Gene Ontology annotation, biological process: lipid modification. Gene Ontology annotation, molecular function: acyltransferase activity. NCBI's taxonomy places the organism in Eukaryota, Metazoa, Arthropoda, Insecta, Lepidoptera, Noctuidae.